This is a messenger RNA of Rhineura floridana, 9257 nucleotides long. RefSeq names its product phospholipase C epsilon 1 (gene PLCE1). NCBI's taxonomy places the organism in Eukaryota, Metazoa, Chordata, Lepidosauria, Squamata, Rhineuridae. Bases 1356 to 8063 code for a protein of 2235 amino acids. The record is from RefSeq and is a predicted model, not a curated record. The transcript is spliced from 36 exons. Gene Ontology annotation, molecular function: guanyl-nucleotide exchange factor activity; phosphatidylinositol-4,5-bisphosphate phospholipase C activity. Gene Ontology annotation, biological process: small GTPase-mediated signal transduction; phosphatidylinositol-mediated signaling; lipid metabolic process.
UGUGUAAAACGGUUGGCAAGGCUUGGAAGUGAAUGAAAAGCUCCACAAGGUCUGAGCGCCGCAGCUCGGCUCGGCUAUUGAGCCUUGGCAGCAGAGUUAGCUCAGACAUUCCAAUGCAGUGAGGCAGCAGCGGGGAUAUUCUACACACACGGCUCGCCUCUUCUGCGGCAGGCGAAUCCGAGCAAGCAGGCCAGCUCAACCCGUCCGCAACCGCAGGUUAGUCGAUCGCCUCCUUUGCCUUCCUGAGCUUGAAUUCGCAAUCGUCGGUGUACGUGGAUGAGAGCCGGACGCGAUGGCUCGGGACCAGGUCCCCGUCUGCAAAGAUGGGAAGACCAGCCCGUUGUUCAUUGGCAAGAACGGAUUGGGAAUCCCCACUGAAGGGCAAGCCUUCGGUGAGCUACAUAUGUGACUUCAAGAUCUGUUGGCCUCUUUGUGGAGGAGAGAGUUUUAAUGACCGUGAGACUGGAAAUAUCCCUGCCUAAGAGAAAGGCAGAUGGGGGUGAGGGAAGAAGCAGAUAGAUGGCCUACCUAUGGUCCAGGGCUGCAGGCAUUCAGUGCACCUGGCUGCUAGAGGCAAUGGCAAGUCUCCAAGUUUUGCAUUUGAUGCCCAAGCAGAAGUGGGCUGGACUCCUCACAAUGGUUUGGUGUAUACCUGUGUGCAACUUGCAGGGGGAGGAAAAAAAGUGAGCCUUGUUAUAUACUUGGUAUAUAUACUCUAUGGUGAUCCCUCUGCAUGUGACUACUUCAGUGGACUGGAUUGAGUCCAUAGUGAUGUCGGUUGCAGAUACAGUACAAAAACAGAUAUCUAUAUGUGAAAUAGAUAAGAGGAGGCAACUGAUUAGAAGUGGCAUGACCUAAGGAACAAUUACCUUUCCCCAACUUGUUCUUCUAAGACAUGUAGCAAGAAACAAGGCAACAUAUAUAUAUCCUAUGAUGGAAGUAUUUACUUGUGGGAGAAAAACCCCCAAUGCUAUUCCAAACAAAUACUCAAGAAUUCUGUGACAAUCCAGUGUUGACAAAAUUUCGGAUGCUAUUAAUAACACAGCUUUGUUGUCUGCUGUGUGUCUGCUGUGAAGACAUAGCAGUUUUGUUUUUUACUUCAGUGCUGUGAUGUAAUGAGUGAUGUUUGAGGAAAAGCAGGGUAGUAUCUGAAGCUUGUGUGUCACAAUGAUCUCUGAAGAAACAGUGUUAUCUGAAUUUAUGUUUUUUUGCAGAGUGUCAACCAGAAAGGAAAUGGAUAUAAAGAUUAAAGCACCUGUUAUGAAAAUACAAAAAAAUUAGAUGCACACAACUCUUUCUUCCAAAAACUUGAAGAAAAGCUGUUCAGUAUUUUUAUUUUACCACAUGAAGAAGAAAUGACUGAUAGCAAAAAACCCUGGGAGAGAGGCACAUGUAUCCCUACUUCUUUGGAGUUUCUCAACAUAAAUUAUGACAUUAUACAGAAAAGCUACAAAAGCAACACUAUGCAUAACCACUUAUAUAAAGCAUGUGAUUCUUUUCCAAACAAAGACAAAUGUUUAGAAACUGGAAUUCCUUCUUCACUGGAAAGAACUGUGUAUACUGAAAUUCAAUUACAAAUGGAUGGAUCUCAGGUAGAGCUGAAGCCACUAAGAAGUCUGUCUUCAGUAAAUAAAGAUGAAAUGGAGAGUGCUGAUCUCAACUGUGUUAAAGAGAGAAAGAAUAUCUCAGAAAGUUUCUGUACCUUGCACAACAGCUUCAUUUGGAAUGACUGCUUACAGCCAGGAAAGGCUUAUAAUGACUGCACCAAUAAUUCCACAGCUUGCACUUGUAAAUUAAUGGAACUACCAACUACCUGUGGGAAUAAAACUGGACAACAGUUGUGUGAUUCUUAUGACACUUCAGUGGAUAACUAUUUGUAUUUGAAAAGAACAGCCCAAAAACUCAAUGUGGCAUGCUUAGGUGACAGUUUUUCUAGUGGUAAUUUUACUGGAAGAAUGCCUUCAAAGCCCAUUUUGAGCCAUUUUGAAAACUACAAUGAGAGUUAUGGAGAAGAGAUGGAGGAAGAUUUUUCUCGAAGUAAGAAAGAGCGCUCCACUUUAUUAGUCAGAAGAUUUUGCAAAAACGAUAAGGAGGUUAAGAAAUCAGUUUAUACUGGAACAAGAGCAAUAGUUAGAACUCUACCAUCAGGACACAUAGGAGCUGUUGCUUGGAGUUGUGUUGACCAGAGGAGAACCCACAAUGAAUUAAGACACUGUAGGAUUAUAUCAGAAGAGCUAAUAACGUUUCAAAUUUCAGUAAGCCAAGUGUUACGUUCUUGCCUUCUGCAAUCUAUAUGGCAUGGGAUCUUUAGGUCAGCAAAAGGAACAGAAGAUUCUUCAGAACAUCUUUCCUACCCUGUGAGGGAACCAAUAACACCACAACACCACCAUGCAGAUUGUUGGUGCAAAGGCAACAACUCUUGCGUAAAACUAUGUCCUCAAAGAGCUCCUGAAUACCGUGCUACUUUAUGCAGGACUUCCCUUUCAAAUUUUAUCAGUGGUGCUCUACUAGAAGCAACUACAUCAUUGGGAGCUAGAAGUGGUACACUAAAUAUUUUAGGAGGAUCAACUGGAAAGACCAUGCUAAAAGAACGACAAUUGAGUUCAUCUAUGGCUGGAUCAAAUGCCCUUGCUUCCACUGUACCUGGUAUCAGUAAAGAGCUUGUGGAGCUUCAACAUCUCAUUCAGUUUCCAGAGGAGGUUGCUAGUAUUCUGACUGAGCAGGAACAGGAUCUCUACCGGAAAGUAUUGCCCAUUGACUACCUUUGCUUCCUAACCAGAGAUUUGGGAAAUGCUGAAUGCCAGAGCAAACUUUCAACUAUUAAAGCUUCAAUUUCUGCAGCUCUUCUUUCUGCCCCAAAUGGGGAGCGUAAUGCCAUUGAAGAUCUGGUGACAAGAUUCAAUGAGGUGAGCUCCUGGGUGACGUGGCUGAUUCUGACUGCUGGGUCUAUGGAAGAAAAACGAGAAGUCUUCUCCUAUGUGGUGCAUGUGGCAAAAUGCUGCUGGAACAUGGGCAACUACAAUGCUGUCAUGGAGUUCUUGGCAGGGUUAAGGUCACGGAAAGUUUUAAAAAUGUGGCAAUUCAUGGACCAGUCCGAUAUUGAAACAAUGCGAAGUUUGAAAGAUGCCAUGGCCCAACAUGAAUCAUCAUCUGAAUAUAGAAAGGUUGUCAACAGAGCUCUGAAUAUCCCAGGCUGUAAAGUCGUUCCUUUCUGUGGUGUAUUUUUGAAAGAACUCUGUGAAGUUCUAGAUGGGGGUGCAAGCCUAAUCAGACUCUGUCCUCAAUAUAACUCUCAGGAUGAAACGUUGGAGUUUGUUGCAGAAUACAAUGGGCAAGAUAACUAUUUACAACGGGUAGGUCAAGAUGGCCUACAUAAUAUGGAAAAAGAAUCAACCGCUAACUACAUCUUUCAGACCAUUCGAAGUUGUAAUCGUAGCUUGGAAUCCGAAGAUGGAGAAGAUAAUUGUAUUGAAUGUGAAGGUGGACAUUCCAGAAAAAAUUCUUUGAAGGACAGAAACCGCUAUCAGUUUAUAACCGGAGAUCUGUCAGAUUCAGAAGGUGACAUAUUUGAGCAAUCCAAAGAAUGGACUACACAGACAGCUGAAGAGCAGCAGCAGGGUUUCAGUCAUGGAAUAGAGCUCAUUCCCUGGUAUGUGCUGUCAAUCAGAGCUGACAUCCAUCAGUUCAUGCUGCAAGGUGCAACAGUCAUACGUUAUGACCAAGAGACACAUUUUUCAGCACGCUGUUUCCUUCAGCUUCAGCCUGACAAUAGUACAUUGACAUGGAUGAAGCCAAUCACUGCUUGCUCUGCAAAUUCUAAAAUGAAACUGAGCAUGCUGGGUAGCACAGCUGAACUUGGGAAAUUUCCAUUUCUUGGCAAUACUGGAUUAAAUGGACUUGUGGAGGGUUACUUAGACUUGUUCUCAGCGAAGGCAGUGUAUAUGGGGCAUUCUGGCAUUGAUAUGCAUGCUGUGUGCAUUCAGAAUAAACUUUGCAACAUGUCCCUUGAAGAGAAUGGUGUCACACUAUUGUAUGGACUUCAAACUACUGAAAAUAAGUUGUUGCACUUUGUUGCUCCAAAAUAUACUGCUAAAAUGCUCUUUGAUGGAUUGCUGGAGUUAAUGAACGCUACAAGAAAGAUGAAGAAAUUUCCUGAUCAGAGAUUGCAGUGGCUGCGGAAACAGUAUGUCAGCCUUUACCAGGAGGAUGGCCGAUAUGAAGGCCCAACCUUGGCUCAAGCUGUUGAAUUGUUUGGAGGGAGGCGUUGGAGUACUAGAAAUACAAGCCCAGGAAGCCUGACGAAAAAUGUGGAGAAACCAAGCGUCCAAAGAAACAGCACUCUGGGAAUCAGCACAGCUAAGAAAAAGAAGAAAGUGCUCAUGAGGGGUGAAAGUGGAGAUGGUACCGAUGAUGAGAUGGCAACCCGAAAAGCAAGACCUUUUAGAGAAAAUCGGAGUAGAAGUGGUUCAGACCCUCAAGAUGUUGAUGAGCAAGAAGAAGCAGAACCAACUCUUCUGGUUACUUUUUCUGCUACCAACACUCUGCCUUCCAGAAGAACGCAAUCUCUGAUUACCUCAGUGCCACCUAAUGUAACCCCUGGGGUCUCUUCACCUGUCAGGCCAGUAUCUUCUCCUGUAAUGUCUUCAUCAAUAAAAGGUCAAUCUAGCACAUGGAGCAGCAGUAGCUGGCAUGGAAGAGUAAAAGGGGGAUUGAAGGGCUUCCAAACCUGCAUGGUUUCCGAUAGCAACAUCAGUUUUGUUGAAUUUGUAGAGCUCUUCAAGUCUUUCAGUGUUCGAAGCCGGAAGGAUUUGAAGGAUCUUUUUGAUAUAUAUGCUAUACCCUGCAAUCGAUUGGGUUCUGAUUCUGCUCCACUGUAUACCUCUUUGAAGAUUGAUGAGAAUACAAAUGGACUCCAACCUGAUUUAGAUUUACUAACUAGGAACAUAUCAGAUUUGGGCUUGUUCAUUAAGAACAGACAGCAGCUAUCGGACAACCAGCGACAAAUAUCUGAUGCUAUUGCUGCAGCGAGCAUUGUUACUAAUGGCACUGGAGUAGAGAGCACAUCUCUGGGAAUAUUUGGAGUGGGCAUCCAGCAACUCAAUGACUUCUUAGUAAAUUGCCAAGGAGAACACUACACGUACGAUGAAAUCCUCAGUAUUAUUCAGAAGUUUGAGCCCAGCAUCAAUAUGUGCCAGCAGGGACUGAUGUCAUUUGAAGGAUUUGCACGGUUUCUGAUGGAUAAAGAUAAUUUUGCCUCUGUGAACAACGAGUCUCAAGAGAACAUUGAAGAUUUGCUAUUCCCACUGUCAUAUUAUUACAUUGAGUCUUCACACAAUACCUAUCUCACGGGACACCAGCUUAAAGGAGAAUCCUCAGUAGAACUUUACAGCCAGGUUCUAUUACAAGGCUGCAGGAGUGUGGAAUUAGAUUGCUGGGAUGGUGAUGAUGGAAUGCCUGUAAUUUAUCAUGGGCAUACACUAACUACUAAGAUUCCUUUUAAGGAAGUAGUGGAAGCUAUUGGUCGCAGUGCUUUUAUCACCUCAGACAUGCCAAUUGUCAUAUCUAUUGAGAAUCACUGUUCCUUGCCUCAGCAGCGAACGAUGGCUGACAUUUUCAAGAAUACAUUUGGAGAUAAGCUGGUUACCAGAUUUUUAUUUGAGAGUGACUUUUCUGAUGACCCAAUGCUACCUUCUCCCCAUCAACUGAGAAGAAAGAUUCUGCUUAAAAACAAAAAGCUCAAAGCUCACCAAACUCCAGUGGAUAUAUUAAAACAGAAGGCUCAUCAGCUAGCAUACAUGCAAGCUCAGGCGAGCAAUGGUGGUAAUGUGGGGAACCUCUCCACUACUAAUGAAGAAGAGGAGGAUGAAGAAGAGGAGGAUGACUAUGACUAUGAGUCUCUCUCUGAUGCUGAUGUCCUUAAUGCUUCUCCUGCUCCUAACAGCCAGGAAGAUAAUAUUUUGGAAGACCGACCUGAGAAUAAGUUAACCAUUGAUAAGCUUCAAUUUGAAUACAAUGAAGAAACUGCAAAGCGAGUAAAGAAGACAGAAAGCAGUACAUACAACAAUAAAGGAAAGGUUUAUGACAUGGAAUUAGGGGAAGAAUUUUAUCUUUCUCAAAAUAAAAAAGAAAGCAGACAAAUAGCACCAGAACUGUCAGAUCUUGUCAUCUACUGUCAAGCUGUGAAAUUUCCUGGAUUGUCAACUCUAAAUCCAUCUUGCUCUAGCAGAGGGAAGGAACGGAAGAGCAGGAAGUCCAUUUUUGGCAACAACCCUGGAAAGCUGAGCCCAGGGGAGCCAGCAAUGCUUGCCAAAUCAUCUGGAAAAGGUGCCUUGGAUAGUGCACGUCAGACCUCUGAAGAACCUUUUUCACCUGCAUUUAGCCCUACAACUUCUCUCAGUUCUCUAAUAAGGACACCUCGAUGUUACCAUAUCUCCUCUUUGAAUGAAAAUGCUGGCAAGCGCUUGUGCAGACGAUAUUCUCAGAAGCUGAUACAGCACACCACCUGCCAGCUGCUGAGAACCUACCCAGCUGCUACACGUAUUGACUCAUCCAAUCCUCAUCCUCUUCUGUUCUGGUUACAUGGGGUACAGCUAGUGGCACUGAACUACCAAACUGAUGAUCUUCCUCUACACCUAAAUGCAGCAAUGUUUGAAGCAAAUGGUGGUUGUGGGUAUGUUCUGAAACCACCUGUUUUGUGGGAUAAGAACUGUUCAAUGUAUCAACACUUUUGUCCUUUAGAACGAGAUUUGGACAAUAUGGAACCAGCUAUUUAUUCAUUGACAAUUGUGUCUGGACAGAAUGUUUGUCUUAGCAACAGCACAGGAAGCCCAUGCAUUGAAGUUGAUGUGCUUGGGAUGCCUCUGGAUAGCUGCCAUUUCCGCACUAAGCCUAUUCAUCGCAAUACUCUCAAUCCCAUGUGGAAUGAACAGUUCCUUUUCCGGAUUCAUUUUGAAGAUCUAGUCUUUCUUCGUUUUGCAGUUGUUGAAAACAAUUCUUCAGCUGUGAUGGCUCAAAGAAUCAUUCCACUGAAGGCUUUAAAAAGAGGAUACAGACAUCUGCAGCUACGAAGCCUGCACAACGAAGCACUAGAAAUCUCAAGUUUGUUUAUUAACAGUCGAAGAAUGGAAGAAAAUCCUUCUGGAAAUGUUGUACCUGCUUCUUUGCGGUUCAGCACGGCAGAGAGGAGAAUGGCUGCUAUGUACAAAGUUACCAUACAUGGUGUUCCAGGACCAGAACCUUUUACACUUUUUACCAUAAGGCAAGGAACUACAGCAGCUCAGCUUCUGCAUCAAAUUUUGGCUGCUACAAAAGGUAUUGGAAGAUAUCCCACAGACUAUUUUUUGAUGGAGGAGAAAUGCUUUAUAUCUAAAGAAAGAAAUGAGUACAGGAAGCCGCCCUUCCAAAGAGUGCUUAGUCCUGAGGAAGAGCUUGUUCAGCUUUUGAACAGCUGGUUCCCAGAAGAAGGCUACGUCGGAAGAAUUAUCUUUAAAACCCGUGAGGAAAGCUUAAACAGGAGAAAUCUCUUUCUGGAGGAGAAAGAUGAUGCAACCACUAGCUCUGAGGAUGACAUCUUUUUUGUUCAAGUUCAUGAUGUUUCCCCAGAGCAGCCUCGUACAGUUAUCAAAGCUCCCCGCUUCAGCACAGCUCAGGAUGUCAUCCAGCAGACUUUAUGCAAAGCUAAAUAUUCCUACAGUAUUCUGAACAAUCCCAACCCAAGUGAUUAUGUUCUCUUGGAGGAAGUGACAAAAGAGUCAGCAAACAAGAAGUCCUCAACACCCAAAACAUCGCAGCGGAUUCUUUCUGACCAAGAGUGUGUGUUUCAGGCUCAGAACAGGUGGAAGGGAGCUGGGAAAUUUAUCCUUAAACUUAAAGAACAAGUUCAAGCAGGCCGAGAUGAUAAAAGAAAAGUUAUUUCAUUUGCUAAUGAACUUAAGAAAUUGACUAAAUCAAGUAAGCAGUACAGGGGCUUUAUAACCCCCCCUCUACAAACUUCUUCAGAGGGUCUGCAAGGUAAAGAUGACAAGACUGCAUCCAGUUUGACUUUCAGUGACACUAUGGAAUAACCUCCAGAGAUUUGUAUUCAGGGAAUUACAAAGGCCUUAAAUACAAGAGACAAAAGCCAGUGACAUUGACAGAAGCAGAGAAAAUGAUGGAGAUGUGUCGAUUCCUUCACCUCCUUCUGUGAGCAGUCUGUCUUCUUUUGGGGGUGGGUGGUAUAACUGGAACAUGUCUAAGUAAGAGACAAACCUUGAUGCAGUGGAGAAAGUCACUGCUAAGGUACUGGCUGGUCCAGCUGAAACUCAGAUGCCAGUGCAGAUGUAAUCUAGUCACUGCUCCUGGUGGCAAAUUCUGUGAAUAGUGAAUGAAGUUAUAUUUUUAAGGCUUCAGAGGAUUACCCGGGAAGCAUUGGAAAUUAUACCCCCCUUUGUGUUCACAUUACCCUCCUGUCCAAAGGUAAUGAAAGUAUACACCUUAAAUUGUCCAUUGCAAAUAGAAACCUGCCUUUUUAGAAUAAGAGUUUAAUUAGGCAUCUUAAGGGAAAAUGAAGGUUGAGGAUGUUCUGUAGUACGUUACAUUUAAAAAUGCACUUUUAAAAGUUCCUUCUAAACACAUACUUUUAGGUGAUGCAUACAAAAGUACAUUGUAACUCAUAAAUUUCAGUAUGGAGAAUAUAAACAGUUUAUGAUUUGUCACCUUAAUGUCAGUGUCCAGUUGUCAAUAUACAUUUCUUCAUGCAAUGUAUCCUAGUUUUUGUUUUUUUAAAAAUGAUUAUUUAUUUUAAUAUGUACCACUGUAUAAUGUAUUUAUCGUGGCUUGCUUUACAGAAAAAUUAUACAGUAUGUAUCUCGGUUUUGAGAAGAUAAGCAUUAUAAUAAAAAGUACAUUCAGGUUAAGCAUUCUGAAGUUCAGUAGUUGACUAUUAUAAAGGUGUUCUGGGGGGGGGGAAAUAACAGCUUGAAUUUUCCCCCCAUCUGAAUUCUUAACAAAAACUUCAACAUUGUAAUGUCAAAGUAAAAAAACUAUUGUGAAAGUAUUUUCAUUAUUACUGUAGUUGGCAGCCUUAUUUAAGGAAAAAAGCCAUUUAAACCUAAAGCAUAUUGAAGUGUUCAUUUCAUUGUCAGUAUAAAUAACCCACUUCUAUUUACGUAAAAAUAUUUGUAAAAAUUUGUAUGUGCUUGCAAAAUCAUGGGCUUUUGGUGUUUUUAUAAGGCUGUUAGCACUGCCUAUAACUUUUCUUCCUUUUGUCAAUAUACAAU